This is a messenger RNA of Oryza sativa Japonica Group (Japanese rice), 2126 nucleotides long. NCBI's taxonomy places the organism in Eukaryota, Viridiplantae, Streptophyta, Magnoliopsida, Poales, Poaceae. The record is from RefSeq and is a predicted model, not a curated record.
CUCUCCUCUCUCUCCAAAACAUUUCAGCUUUCCCCAUUGAGGGCUAGGGUUUCUAGUACACUGUGGAUUCAGCUCGUCGCACUGAGCGGCGGCGCAGUCUCAGGUUGGGCGCUAGUGCACCUCGUCGCCGUCGUGUUUCUGGCCGGUAUGCGGCGGGGUGAGGGGCCGCUAGCUUGUUGGCGGCGAGGUCUGGGACAGAGAUAGAAGGAAAGGUAAGUGGAUCGAUUCGGUCUUGUGUAUUAUUUGGUGCCGCACUGCUAAGUAAUGAAAAGAUAGAGUCGUAUAGAUGGUUGCUGCAGACAUUCUUGCGAGCAAUGGGAGGUGUUGAACCUAGGCUAAUAAUAACUGACGAAUGUGCUAGUAUGAAGGCAGCAAUUAGUGUUGAUUUCCCUACGAGCACCCACAGGUUAUGCAUGUGGCAUAUUAUGAGGAAAUUAAAGGAUAAGGUAGGCUAUCCCCUAAGAGAGGACAAAGAGUUCCUUGAUCGGUUUAACAAAUGUGUAUGGUGUACUGAAACUGAUGAGGAAUUUGAGGCACAAUGGACUUCCAUUAUUUCUGACUAUGGUCUAGAAGACCAUGAGUGGUUGACAACGAGGUAUCGUAUCCGGGAAUCAUGGAUACCAGUUUACUUCAAGGACAUUUCUCUUGGGGCAUUCUUCGAACGACUUCAAGAUCUGAGAGUACCAACUCCUUUUUCUGUCAUUUUAUAGGCUUCAAACUUGCUUUGGUGGAGUUUUGGCUCAGGUUUGAUACAGCUCUAGAAGAACAACGUCACAAAGAGCUAGAAAAUGACAAUGUUACAGUUCAUUCUAACCAAAAACUAAAAACAGAAUGGGGGUUUGAGAAGCAUGGAAGGGAGGUGUUCACCCAUGAGAUAUUUGACACUUUUCAGAAAGAGGUUGUAGCUGUUAUGGAGAAAUGCAUAGUUGAGAACAUCGAAAUCGAGGGGGAUGUGAAAAUCACUACGGUAAGUGAUAGUUCACUAAGGGAAAGAAAAGUCUUAUACAACACAUCAACCAAGGAUAUUUCAUGCACUUGUAUGUUAUUUGAAUCUCUUGGAAUUCCUUGCCGCCAUGUGAUUCUUGUCCUUAGAAGUGCUAGGCUAAAUCAACUUCCAGAACAUUUAGUCCUCAGAAGGUGGACAAAGAUGUGCAAAAAGGAACCUGUGUUUGAUAGUGAGGGUACCUUGUUGGAAGAAAGUGAGAGCACCUCAACUGACCCUAUGAUGAAAAAAUUAGUGUUUGAUGUAUUCAACACAAUGGAAGAAACAAUCCAUCUAGCUAAGCAGUCCAUUGAUAGCAUGCAACUCUUGAAAAAUGGUGUACUUGACAUUGCAAAACAAGUAAGACAGAUGGUGCCAGCCACUCAAAGGACUAGAGUUAGCGAGAUCGAGGAAUUUCUUGGUUGUAGCAUUCCUACGCAAAUUGACAUUCACCCACCUAACGAUGUGCGUGCCAAGGGGAAGUGCAAUAGAUUGUUGGGACAUUUGGAUAAGGGCAAGGCAAGAAAAAAGGCUAGUAAUGAUGAUAAGGAAGGGGAAGUGCAGCAAAACAACAAGAAGAAAAGGAAGGCAAAUGGCUCUAAAAAGCCACUAGAUCCAUGAAUCAAGUGUUAGCUUGGAGUAAGUUUGUCAUUUUGGAGCAAGUUUAUGAUGAUUCAUUUUGGGUAACCUCUUCUUUUGGUUGUCUGGGAUUAUCUUGGUGUAUUUGCCAUAUUGAUAGAAGCAUUAUUUUGGCAAUUUAUGGCAAUUUAAUUUUGGCAACCAAGCAAACACUACAGGUUUCCUUGGAGCCUAUCUUGGUUUACAAUUUGCUGUUAUGGAGCAUGGCGAUGGUGAUCUGCAAUUUCAAGAUCUGUCAUUUACAAGUUUGUUAGGAUCAAACAUCGGGGACCAUACUUCCAAUUUCAUUAUUUUGCUACCUAGUUUAUAUAGGGUGGUCUUUGUUCUCUAAUCAAAUGUGUGAUGUAUCAACAAUUUGAUAUGUCGAUUAGUCCUAUGUCAUGUACUAAGAUUCAUUCUGUGACCUACUGAACUAGUUGUGUUACAUAGCAAAAUGUUGGUAGCAUGUCAGCAUGGUUUUUUCUUUUUAACUUGCAUUUGGCUUCCUGGCUCCUGCUACUCAAAA